AUGGAGGAAUGUUUUAACAAAGUUGUGUCAGUUCACUUGAAGUCUUCUAGCCGAGAAAACAGGUACGAUUAUGAACAAAACAUAUUCAGAGGUUUUAAUUAAAGACAACGUUUUGACUCCUAUGGGCUACGAUAUUUCUUGCAGAAAGUCUGUCGUACGCAUCAAUGUAUCUUUUCGCUCGAUCUCUUCGCCAACGAACAAAGUAAGUCUAGUUUUGUUUACAAUCUUAGGUACAUAUUCCAUGUUAGAAGGACUAUCAGAAGAUCAUCUAUCAGCGCAAGCUUUACAUUGAAUAGCUUGUGCUUCUUCUGUUUUAAAUACAUUUAAAUGAUUUUGAUGAUUUCAUUUGGGGGACAACUUGCCUUUUUGCAUACAUUUCUACAUGCGAAGUUACUUUCUCUCUCUUUCAAGGAACUUGUUGUCCGAAUCACGGAUGAAGAAGACUUGUGCUUUCUCUACAAUCUUGUUUUAGGCGAAACUGAUUUCCACACGUAAGUCUAGCAUGUAUCUUGCGUUUUUGCGUCGCAUUUUAGGUUUUGACUUUUUAAAAUAUUUUGGGAAUGCAUUACAUUACGAUUAAUAAGGGAUUUAAUCUUUUGAAGAGAGAAUAAAUGAUAUACAUGUGUAUACACAGUAUGUAGUACAGCUUAACAAAUAAAUUCCAUUUUACUGUGCAUCUGUUCAGUAAUAGAUCAUAGAUGAAGUCAAAAAAUAAUAUGGUGAGGAAAAAAAAAGCGGCAAACGAGGCACAGCGAAGUAUGUCACUAAUAGUCUUACCACAUUUUGACGUGUUCUGUGAUAUUCAACUGUACAGACCGACAGUAUCCUAAAAUCUAGUUUUUUCCUAUGAUAACAAAGCAAAUGUUGUCAAUGGUGACAUCAUCUGUUAGCUUGUUUUUAAUAAAUCAUAAGUAAGAGCCAAUCAAGAUGUGUGUAUGAUUCAGCUUAUCAUAAUAUUAUAAAAACAUGCAGAUCAUAAGUAAGAGCCAAUCAGAAUGUGUGAAUGAUUCACCUUAUUAUAUAAAAACAUAUAGACAUGUGGACUCACUAUGCCAUUGAUAGUUUCAAUAUGCAAACCAAUCAAAACGAUUUGAUUGGCAUUUGAUUUUACAUGUAGUAACCAAUCAGAACCCAUCUGUCUGAUCUUGUUAUUAAUAUUAGCAGGAGUUGUUGUGAAAUCUGUAGCAAUCAACAUUGAAUGAUUACUUUCAAUGAUUAAAGAUAGCUGGUAUUACAUUUCACCCAUGCAGGUUAAAAAGUCAACAAGGUUUGCUGGUUGAUUUUUGUGCCUUUCCUCAAAAGUUUAUUGACCUGUUGGAACUUUGUCGAGACGAAGAGCAACGGGAUAGUCCAAAGUAAGUUGAACAUUACUGAAUAAAAGGGGUAAGUUUCUAAAGAAGUUGUGGUGCUGUGUCAGUGGGAGAGUACAACAAGGUAAUUUGAUUUUAUCAAAUGUGUUGACUAUAUAAUUUGGUUGCCUUUAAGAGUGUAAAGCUGAUAUUUUGAGCAUUAGCCCUUGUUAGUGCAAAUGACGGAGUUCUGACAAAGUGAACAUUACUGAGGUUUGAUUUCUGUCCUUCCAAAAUAUCUCUUAACCCUUUAGCUCCCAUGAGUGACCAAGACAGAAUUUCUCCUUACAAUAUCAAUGCAAUAUCAACCAGAUAAGAGAUGAGAAUAAAGAAAAAUAUAAAUUUGGGAUAAUAAGUUGAUCCAAUACUAAAUUCUCUGAACCAACAUAAUAAGGAUUAAAUUAAGAUUAACAGGAAGGAGAACGACAAAUUUGAUCUGGGAGUUAAAGGGAAUAGUUGGCUCUUCCAGUUCUCUCCACUAUUUAUAGGUAAUUGAAUCACAAGAAAGAAAGAUAUUUUAGCAUUUAUCCAUUCAACAUUAAUAUUGCCUCUGCUCUGAUAAUCAUACUUUAUAAAAUGACCUAACCCUUACAGUCCAAAGAUCUUAACAGUAAUUCUCCUUACUGUCUGUUAUACAACUUUUAUCAAGUUUGGAGAAUUUGGUAUUGGAUCAACUGAUUAUUGCCUAAUUAAUAGUUUUCUUUAUUCUCAUCACUUUUCUACUUGAUAUUGUAUUGAUAUUGAAGGGAGAAAUUCUGUCUUGGUCCCUCCUGGGAGUGACAGGGUUGAAUUUUUAGACUUGAACUCUUCUCAGUUUACUUGAUACCUGAAUGGUUAUUGCUUCACAGUAUUCAAUCUAUGUUUAUACCUGUGUUUUGCAAACAGAUUUCUGCUUCAGUUUGUUGUUGGCAGUGGUUUAGAUCAAGGUGUGGCCACUCUUCAUGUGGUAGAGACCAAUCCAUUUAAACAUCUGACUCACUUAUCAUUGAAAUUCCUUCCUGGAUCUGAUUCUGAAGUCAAAAAAUAUCUGGCAAACUGUCUUAAAAAUCUGCAGGUGAGUUUUUUUAAUAACUUUUUUAGCUCACAAAAAUUUUAAAGCAUUUUUGCAAGGUAAGAAAGUUAUUGUAUUUUUUAGAAAAUGUUGUUACUUGCAGAUAAAGGAUUUUGGAGACUGCAUUUAUUUGAGUGUGUUAGGUUUUUACAUACAUGUACUUAACAUGUACAGGAAGUUUUUCUCAACAAUGAAAAUGUUCUACAUGAUAAAAACAAGUGGUGCUCUUCACUGCCUCCUUCUUUUAUCAACCUCCUCUCCACAGUCACUACCCUCUAUCCACACAGUGCUUAUUGUAGAGAGUUAGGACUGGUGAUAAAUAAUUGGGGAACACUCCUUCCUAAAAAACUUCAGAAAUGAUGGUCAACUGGUGACAAAAUCUGAGACUUUGAGAAUAAAAAUCAUAAAAAAUUGUUCAUCAUUUCUUGCCUUUUUAAAUUUUGCAAUGGUUAUUUUGCUUAUAGUGUAUGAGUAUGUAAAUUUUUUUGUCCCUCUUAGGAUGAGAAACAAAUCUUAGAAAGGCGUCUUGCCAGUACAGAGGCUGAUCUUCAACAAAAGCUUAGCACAUGCCAAGAGGUAAGCAUGUAAUUUAAUUAUCAGCAAUAGUGUAUUUUGUUUUGUUAUGUAGCCAUAACUGUUGACUUUGAUCUUGUUGUAUUUUGAUUUUCCUUUGUCUUACAACUGUUGCUGUGCAUAUUACUGUAAAUAAUACUGUUACCAUAAAAAUCUUGACUGACAGUUGGCUAGGAUCUCCUGGCCCAUGUCCCAAUAAUCAUGUGUGAGACCUUGGCUGAAUGUUGGUCAAGUAUUUGAAGACCAUUGGCCAAAUAUUGGAUCACUAUCAGCUGAUUACUAACUGACCCUUAUUUAGCUCUUGGCUCUUGUUUGACUACAAUGUAUACAGUGCGGGUUGAUUUAUCAAUACAUUUGUUGUAUUCGUUCUAUACACUGACAGAGUCUACCCAUGUAGUGCACAUGAUCCAAUUUUAUUUAUUUGUAUGAUGCAGGUCUUAGCAAUCAAAACAAGAGAGUUAAGCUCAGUUCAAUCAGACUGCUCAGCCAAGUCAUCUCAUUUGGAAAACAAGCAUGCACAGGAACUGGCAGCUGAAAGGGAAAAAGCACUUCAGGUAGAAGAAUUCUCUCAGAACCAAAUUAUUGCACCAUUUGUUAAAUCAUUUUUUUGAAAAGUAUGUUGGCUAUAUUGUUUAAAGUCUACACAAAACCCAAAUGAUGUUUUCUUUUUCAAAUGAUGUCAACACAUACAUGUAGUGCUACUUUAUGUAGAUUUGCUUUCUGUUUAAUUUAGUUGGCCACUGAAAAACAACAGAGUUUUGAGAGAGAAAAGAGAGAACUGGACCAGAAUCACCAAGCACAGGUGAGCAUAUUUGCUGUUUGCUAGUACUUCAGGAAUUAAUAUCAAGUUAUGUCCUUACCAUAUGCAUGCACAUGCAAUUUUCAUAGUUCUGACGACUAACCCCAUCACCUCAAUGAAAUGUCAUCUUGCCAACAACUGACAACUGACAUCAUAAGUCAUUUUGCCAACACCUUAGAUCAACUUUGACAGUCAUCUUUGGUCUUUGGUAACAAAUGAAAUAACAAAAGUUAGUGUCUGCAAGUUUGUGGCAAGUUUGCAACAAGUUGACCAGAGGUGUUGGCAAAUUGGUUUGUUGGUAAAGUGAUCAAUAAAAUUUUUGACGGAUGAUACAGUGUAAUUAUGUUCAAUGUUAUUAUUUUGAACAUUAUUAUUGUCAGUGGCUAGAUUUACAUGUAAUAAAUGAAAGGCACUCAUUUAACUAAAGGGUUGACUCUUUAUGGAAGAGCAUCAACUUUUUUUUUAAGGUGCUUCUCUCACUGACUUAAAAUCAUCCUUUUACUUUCAAAUUGGUAUUUAAUGACUUGCUUUCUUUGUGUUUUCCUUGUUAUAGAUUGUGAGAUUAGAGGCCAGGCUCAAGGAUGUUGAAAACUCCAACAGAGUAAUUACCUCCCAAAUGAAUUUUAAGAUUUGUAUACUUCAUUUAACUUUUUAACUCCCACGAGUGACCCAGACAGAAUUUCUCCUCACAAUAUCUAACAAUAUUAAGCAGACAAGUAAUGAGGUUCGGGAAAAAAAAAUCAUUGAGGGGAUUAUUAGUUUAUCUAAUAACAAAUUCUGCAGACUAACAUCAUAAGAAUUGUGUCGCAGACAGCAAGGAGAAUUGUUAAUGAGAUCUUGGUAGUGAAAGGGUUGACUAGUUUUACUCAUUCAAAAAUUUUCGAAAAGUCAACCAUUUAGGGCUGGUUAUUUACAUGAGGUCUAACCCAGACCACAGUUUUAUGCAAUUAGUGAGCCAAGGCUCUCUCUACAGAAGGGUUGAUUUAUUAAAUAAACUAAAUAAAUGUCCUUCCUUCCUUGUUAGCUUUCUGACAGCCUUCUCAACACUGUAUAAAAAAAAUGAAUGUUCAGAUAAAAGGUUCAGCUAAAUUUAGUAUUAUUCAGGAUACGGUUUUGUUAAACAAUGGCUAAACUUUAAUCAAAUUAUUGGCCAUUAAAGUUUAGAUGCAGCCACCUGAAAAUGAUUCCAGUCCAUGGGGCAAUUACUAAACAAAACUUGCAGAGAUGGUGCACAACCAUGUACACAUAGAUAUAAACUGUUCUUUACAAAUUUUUCACAGGACCUGAAUCAGAAAAAGUACCAAGCCGAUUCUUGCAUCAGAGACCUCAAGUCCAAACUAGCAACACUGGAUGAGGUACUGUAAGGUUCAUUGUGAUGUCAACAAUGUCUUCCUUUGAGCAAUAACCCUUACACCCUGUCAUCAGUAUGUAUAUUCUCCACACUUUUCUUGACACUUUUCUUGCAGUAAAGUAUUAGAAGAAUUUAGAAUUUGUCUGACAAUCAAGUACUUCUGUUGUUAGCAAUCAUUUUCUUUUAUUAUUCUCAUGACCUUAUUGUUUGAUUCAGAGGUGACACUGAUAGAAGAAAUCAAAUGAAAGUCUCUCUUAAGAUUACUGUUAAAAAUGUUGAUGGGGUUUAUAGUACAGUGUUCAUGUAUUAUUGUUUGAAUGUCUGUUUCCAGGAAUGCAAAUUUGCUAAGCAAGAACUUCAUAAACUUCGCCGUGAAAAUGGCUCACUGGAUUCAGAAAGACAUGAACACAGUAAAACACUCAGCCAACUGCAGACUAGAGUGGCUGUGUUGGAACAGGAAUUGAGGGACAAGGAACAGGUAGCUAUAGUGUAGGUCAAGAUUUUAACCCCAGACACGUGUACUUGAAUGGAUCAUUUGACCUUGUCAAUAAAAAAAAAAAAAAAACAAUUAGGAAUUGGAAAGGAUGCAUAGAGAGGAAUUCAAAGAGUAUAACUCAAUUCGUAGAACUUCACAGUUUUAGUCUAUGUAUGUUUGAGAGACAGUUUGUGGUUAUUGCAAUGUUUACGAAUUGAUAACUUCUGCUAAGCUAGCAAGGAGGAAGUGUGGUUGAUGGCAAAAGUUUUGACUAGUCAAGGAAUUUUCAAUUGAAAUAAUUUAAUAACAUUCUUUCCUCCACCUUGCUAACUGCAGUACAUUGCUGUUGUUUAAUUAAUUAUGUUCCAGGUCAUAGCACGGACCAAUGAACUGUUGGAGAAUUCCAAUGAACAACGUAGAAAGCAAGAGAAGAUAUUGGAAGAAAAACAGGAACAGAUCAAUAAAAUGGAAGCCAAUAUGAAAUCUGUAACAGCCGAUGUGAUCAAGGUACAGUUACUGGGUCAUGGAUGGUCCUGAUUUUUAUUCAAAAAAGCACAUUACUUUCUAAAUGCCAUGAUUACUGUUAUGAAAAUUCUGCACUAAUGGGUCAUAUGGCCAUGAUCUGUCGGUAUGGUUGCUUAAAAAAUAUGUAACAAGGAGCUUUAAAAUUUCUCCUGCCAGCCUAGUAUUUCAUUAGAUUUCCUUGGCAUUUUGUCAGUGACCAUUUCUACCUCUUGCUAGAGAGACUCAGGUGCUCAUAGUGAGUUGUUUUUUCUAAUUUUCAUGGGGUAACAGACUUGGCUAGCUUCUAGAUAUUCAUAUCAUCCAUUGCUAUUUGUACAUGUAGUCAAAAAUAUUUUGUAUUGCCUUGUUUCUAAAUGGUUUUGUUGACUUACUUUCAGGGAAAUGAGAUAAUACAAAGGUUACAAUCAGAAUUACGGACCUACAAAUCUAAGGUACAUGUAUGAAGUUUAUGCUGAUGCCUCUUUCCUUCAGUUUUAAGCUUUUUGUAGUGGCUUAAUUUACAGAACCAGAGUUCCUUCCUCAUAGAGAAGGCCAAAUCUUUAAGAUUUAUCUGAUAUUAAACUAUCCUAGCUCUCUCCUUCUCCUUGUCUCUUUAUGGAUUAAUUGAACAGUGCAGUGGGUAGAUGCAAUGCGUCAGAUAAUAGAAGGAAAAUUAUUUUGCCAUACUCUGUACUUUUUCUGUUUUAGAUGAAGCUGAAGAGUGUGGUGAUGACUAAACAAGAAAAGCUCCUUGAAGAAAAGGUAGUAGCCUAAUAGAGUGUAAUUUGUGUAACUUAGUAUAAACUGAGUGGAUCAAUAUCAGUAUCUGGGCAACUGCCCACCUACCCCUUCCCUAACCCAACAUUAACCCUAACUUGUUAUCAGUUGACUGUUGUUGACUUAGGGUAGGGGUAGGUGGGCAGUUGCCCAGAUACUGAUAUUGAUCCAACUGAGUUAACAAUGUAAAUUGGCCACCACAAAGAGUUUCAAAGUUGAUGUUUCAAGUGUCAGCCCUUCAUUCUGACUUAGGGCUAACUCUCAAAAUGUCAGCUUUGAAACUCUUUAUGUUUUCAAGUCAGUUGAUAGUAUUAAAUUACCUUGUUAUACUCUCCCACCAACCAAGCACCAAAGUUUCUUUAGAAAUUUACCCCCUUUAUUCAUGAGUGUGUAACCUUCUGAGGUCAUUACUGUACAUGGUCCAUAGGGUUUGGACUGUACAACUGUUAAUCACUUCAAAUCCUAUUAUUUCAUUUCAUAUUGUAUCAUUCAUUUCAUUUCACAUUAUUUCAUUUCAUAUCAUUUCAAUUCAUAACAUUGCAUUUCAUUUCAAAGCAUUUUGUUUUAUAUCAUUUUACUUAAAUCAUUUCAUUUCCUUCGUUUCACAAUAUUCAAUGUCUUGUCAUUUCAUUUUGUAUUAUCUAAUUUUAUUUCACAUCAUUUCAUUUCAUUUCACUGCUUUUUUAGCACUGGUUAAGUGCCACCUGGUUUGCAUCUCCUGCACUAAUUUGAAAGUACCAUUAAGUCCUUAACCCUUUAACCCCUAAGAGUGACCAGCUUCUGAUUUCUCCUUACAAUAUCACCCCUGAAUCAAACAUUAAGGUCAUGAGAAUCAAGGAAAUGAUCACCAACUUAUAAAGCUCUUGAUCUUUAAACAAAUUCUCCUUGUCAGCACUUCAGGAAAUGUAUAGAGGCAGUAAGGAGAAUAUGAAUACUGAUGUUAGGGUGUGAAGGGUUAACUUAACCCUGGCAGCCUCUUUGUCACAUGGCCUUGUGGGACUUCAACAUUUGACUUUUUGACAAUUUGAUCUUGUCUAUUUAGGAAACAGCUUUUGAAAAACACAGGCAGGAAAAAUCCAGCUUGGAAACCACCUUGAAGAAUAAAGAGGAAGAGGUAAGCUUAGAAGUGAUUGGAACUUAGCCAAUGCUAGGCCCUUUAUCAACAGAGUUAAGUUUUUUGGGAAACAUCCUUCCCACCCCCGACAUAUUUUGAGUUUUUAUUCUAUCACACCCUGAUUUUGCCCUAAUACCAGUCUUUUGGUAGACUGGAGAUGAUGGAAAACAGAGUGGAAACAAGUCUAGCAAGUAACUAUCACUAUUGGAACAGUUUCUUGAGAGGUCUGCAAAGUUCACACAGUCCUUGAAGUUUAUCAACAGUUUCUCAGUCGUGAAUGUCAUUGAUCCGUUUUACUGAAAGCUUUAGAAUUUUUGUUUGCUUUACUGUUAUAAUUGAAUUACCUUCAUCAAAGUUUUACGGCUCAAGAAUUCAGAGGUAGUUGUGAAGAUGUCGUCCUUUUCUUGAACGUUUAGCUAAAGAAGCUGAGUGAGUCAUUGGAGACAACCACAGCCAAGCUUGAAGAAAGUAAACAACUGCUGAAGACUAAUGAAAAUGGUGAGGAUGCCUUAAAAGAUCGUAGAAUUUGACAACAAAGUCAAGAAACAAGAACUCUUUGGCUGAGACUGAAUUCAUCUUGUGGAUGACCUUGACCCUGCCUUAUCUCAUUUUCCUGAAUUGAGUUGGCUUUGGGUGAGGAGAGAUUGGGCUGAGCGAAGGACCAGGGGUCUCAGCCAGGCAUUUUCUCUUCCCCACCAUAAGUACGCAUUUGCUUUCUCUAAACUCUCUCAACCCUUUAACUUUAAAAAGUGACCAAGACAGAAUUUCACCUUACAAUAUCAAUACAAUGUCAAGAAGUCAAGGGGUACGAAUAAAGAGAAAUAUCAGUUGGGCAAUUAUAAGUUGAUUCAAUACCGAAUUCUCCAAACUAACAUCAUUUGAACUGUAUGGCAGACAGUAAGGAGAAUAAUGUUUGAGAUCUGGGAAUGAAAGGGUUAAGACUGGGUGUACCUUCGCAGAAGGAACACUGGGUGCCUAUCCAUCACUACCCUGUUGACCUGAUAGUAUUUGUACGUUAAGAUAGUGUGGCUUUUAGUAUGUCAAAAUGAUUUUUUGCUUUGUGUAACACUGUAGUUAUCAAUUGGCUGAACAAGCAAAUGAAUGACCAGAUGAUGUCCCAGCAACGGCUGGGGCCUUUUGAAAUGCACACGAAACCUGUGUCCACGCGAGGACCGCCUCUAGUACCAUACAACAAGGUUUGUCAAAUCAUUCUGUUUGCCUUUUGUUUAAAUAAUUUUCAUCAGCAUCAUCUUCAACCUUAUUGUUAUUGUUUUUAUUAUUAUUAUUAUUAUUGUUAUUGCAUAUUAUCAUUAUUGACAUCGUUAUCAUCAUCAUAACUAUUAACAUUGCUAUGAUAGUGCUAUUAUCAUUAUGAAUUUCAUUAUUAUUAUUAUUAUUAUCAUUAUUAUUAUCAUUAUCAAUUUCAUUAUUGUUAUUAGGUGACGAGCACAACAGUAAGCUCCACCACCUCAACGGGAAAACAGAACGGACAUUCCACGUUUCUCGGAACCAGCUCAGGUAGAUUUAUACUGCUUCAUUCCUUAUUAAAACAUCGUUUAAGCGGUCUUGUCAGGGGUAAACUUGUGUCUUUAGUAAAUAGAGUUGAGAUAUGCCCAAAUGUACCUUUACUGCCACGCUAACGGUGGAAUCUUUCUCGAUUACCUCUCUCCUGAGCCUUUAAUAGAUACUUAUCGAAAUGAAAAUAAUUAUACCUUCUCUUCAGAGUGAAGGCGAUUAUUUACAUUAUUGCACAAACCGCUGAAAUACAACCGUAAAAGUAUGAUUCUUACACCUAGCCGUCCGCGUCAACUUUAAUUCGAAUACUCCUCUUGAGAUUGAAAACUUAGGGCGGUUAAUAAAUCUUGAAAUAUUCGCUUCUUGUAAUUUCUUUAUUAAGUUUGUAUUUGUUUGAUUUGAGAUUAAAAAACGAAUUACAUACAAAAGCCGUGGAAAACGAUUAGUUUGAAUAAAACCAAAUGUCGUUAAAGUAUUCACGUAUUCCUCCAUGUUCGAGUAAGCGCGCCAGCCAGCCCCAGGAGUUAGCUUAUGAUGUUCCAUUCAACUCUUGCUUUGUAGAUUCAUGAAUAGUUAUCUAACACUGACUGACUUCUUGACAAAUUUCCUUGGUCAAACGUCCAUUUUACCUCAUCCUUGUUAUGUAGAUCUCAUACAGAAAGCCUGGAUCUCGCCAUGGACUUCUUCCUCAGCCAGUGGGCCAGUCGACUCCCAAUGUACCAUCAGGUGUGCUGCCUCCUGCAGGGGGUGUCACCCCUCUCAGCCGCCCGCUGACCGGUUUGACGCACAACGCAGAACCCUUUCUCGACGCUAAGUAUCUUCAUCCUACUGCAAAUGGAGCUCAGAGGACUGGCACCGAGCCUCCACUUAUGUCCGCUUACUUUCCUAAACCACGUGGUACAUUGCCUACCACGUGAGCACCAUAUGGAUGGCAAGUUUCCUGUGAAAAAACUUUUGGGAAGUGAGAGAGAUGGCCUUGCGAAUCAUUGAAAUGUACGCGUGCGCAGAGAGGAAGCUUGUUUCAAAUACAAUCAAUUGCAUCGUUAAGGUCCGAAAGACACGGCCCUACGGGCCAGUUUUUCCCUCCUCCUCCCCACCCUCCUCCCCCUCUUUUAACUACGGAAAUAACUCCCUACAAGGUGCC
Pocillopora meandrina is the source of this 10652-nucleotide messenger RNA. NCBI's taxonomy places the organism in Eukaryota, Metazoa, Cnidaria, Anthozoa, Scleractinia, Pocilloporidae. The record is from the annotation of a GenBank genome assembly.